Messenger RNA from Oryza sativa Japonica Group (Japanese rice), 2314 nucleotides. RefSeq names its product vacuolar protein sorting-associated protein 52 A. Gene Ontology annotation, cellular component: GARP complex. The record is from RefSeq and is a predicted model, not a curated record. Lineage: Eukaryota; Viridiplantae; Streptophyta; Magnoliopsida; Poales; Poaceae. Gene Ontology annotation, molecular function: syntaxin binding. Gene Ontology annotation, biological process: endocytic recycling; retrograde transport, endosome to Golgi; Golgi to vacuole transport.
GUGACCGCAGCAACUUGUAGCAGCGGCAUGGUGGUCGUCCAUGGACAGCGGGCUGAAGACUCGUUUGGUGGGUUUUUCUCCUUCGAUGAGGACGCUGCCAGUGAGGAUAUGUCAUUGGAUGGUUUGGAUGAGGAACUUGAAGAGCACAAGGAUUAUGAUGUAUUGAUAAGUAUUCUAGCGAAUGGUGAAAAACAGAGAGAUAUGGCAACCUUGGUUGAAGGCAACCUAGGCCAUGCUGAACAGGAUCUGAUUCAAGAUUAUGUUGAAGAUAGUGACAACCUGGUAUUAUUGCAUGAUCAGAUUCAUGACUGUGACAUUAUUUUGUCACAGAUAGGAUCACUUCUUACUGGAUUCCAGGUUCACAUUGGUUCCAUUAACUCAGAACUAAGAAGUCUCCAGGAGAGAUCCUUGGAUAUAAGUGUCAGACUGAAGAACCGCAAGUUGGUUGAGACAAAGCUUGCAAAAUUUGUCGAAGAGAUUGUUGCUCCUCCUAGUUUGGUGACUGUUAUUAUCGAUGGAGAGAUAAAUGAUGGUUAUGCUAAAAGUUUGGAAAUUUUGAGCAAAAAGUUGAGAUUUUCUCAAGUUGAUCCUAUGAUUAAUGCAUCAAAUUCUCUGAAGGAUAUUAAACCAGAACUGGAAAGGCUUCUACAAAAGGCAUUAUGCAAGGUGUCCGACUAUCUCACUGAAUUAUUCUUUUCCAUGAGAAAGCCUGGAACUAAUAUCCAGAUACUGCAACAAAAUAUGGUUCAAAAAUAUAGGUAUCUCAUCCUCUUUCUUAGAGAGCAUGGAUCCAAGGUCUACACUGAUGUUCGUGCAACAUAUGCUGAUACAAUGAACAAGGUGCUGAGUGCACAUUUUCAAGUGUACAUAGAAGCAUUGGAGAAGCUCAAGCUUGACAUUGGCGUAUCAAGUGAUUUGACUGGAUAUGACACUAAUAUCAUUGACCUUAUAUCAAGGGGAAGAGAGCAUUUAAGAAAUCACCGUUUCAUGUUUUCUUUAGGUGAACGGGCAAGCAUUUUGAAGGAGAUUGAUCGACCUGGCUUGGUUCCUCAUAUAUCUGAAGUCAAUCCUGUAAAAUACCCAUAUGAAGUUAUUUUUAGGAGUAUACAGAAGCUUCUGAUGGACACUGCUAGCUCUGAGUAUCUUUUUAUCAAGGCAUUCUUUGGUGAAGAAUCAUUGUUUUAUCAGGUUUUUCAAGGACCUUUUAAAGUUAUUAAUGGACAUUUGGAUCAUACUCUUCGAAAUUAUCAUGACGCGGUAUGCCUAAUGCUCAUGAUCUGCAUAACUAGGAAACACCAGUUGGUUAUGUUGAACAGGCGACUUCCUUGUCUAGACGCAUAUUUGGAUAAGGUUCUCAUCUAUCUCUGGCCACGCUUCAAGACUGUUUUUGACAUGUAUCUUCAAAGCUUGUACCGGUGUGAUACAAAAUUGUUAUGGGUAGAUGGCUCCCAUCCACACCAUAUUGUAAGGUGCUAUGUUGAGUUCACAGCAUCCCUUAUUCAACUUAAUGCUGAAUGCGGAGAUGGUCAGCUUGAUAUGAACUUGGAACGCUUACGGCUAGCUGUUGAUAAUCUACUUGGUAGACUUGCUGAAAAUUUUGCAAACCCCAAGACGCAACACUUGUUUCUUCUGAAUAAUUAUGACAUGACCAUUUCUGUUCUGAAGGAAGCCGGUGAUGAAGCAAAUAAACUGCAAAGCUAUUUUGAAGAGAAGCUAGAAAGUAACAUGAUAUCAUUUGCGGAUGAAUUGCUUAUGGAGCAUUUCAAGGAUUUGAUAAAAUUUGUGAGAAGCCGUGUCUCUGAAGACCUUAUUCUUUAUACUGAAUGCCCAAGCAUUGCCGAUGUUGAGCCAAUUGUGAAGAACUUCGCCGUGACAUGGAAAACUGCUCUAGAGCUCAUGCACAAUGAAGUUGUAACUUCUUGCAGUAACCUUUUAGCUGGGAUGGAGAUUCUAAAAGCAGCAAUGGUUCAGCUACUCAAUGACUACAACAGACUCUCAGAAUGUGUGAAGAUAAUCCCAGGAGGAUCAACUCUGAACAGGAAUCUGGUUUCUAUUACAUCCAUUUCAUAUGAGAUGAGGAAAUAUUCAAUAACACUCUAGUAAUUGUUAUGAUGUCCAAGCAAUUUUUGGAACAGAUGAAAAACAAACAGCGCUGAUAGUUUCGAUCCCUAUCUUCACAAGCAAGAGAAAAGCGCAACACAAAAUUAUAUAAUUUUGAACAUUCUGUGCUUUGUUUUAUGGAUUGUACCUUCACGGCUUCACUGAAAUUUUCUGAUCAAAUAAUACUUGACAACAAUGAUCUGCUUGCAGUUUA